AUGGCUAUUGCCCGUUGGUUUUAUGAUGCUUGCAUACCUAUAAAUGCUGUUAACUCUCCAUUUUUUCAAAAAGCUAUUGAUCAAAUAGCAUCAAUGGGUCAUGGGUAUAAAGCUCCAUCUUAUUAUGAUCUGCGAGUGCCUUUGUUGCGAGAAGCUAAGAAAGAUUUGACUUUACUUAUUGAUUCAUUUCGAAGUAUUUGGACUGAAACUGGUUGCACUAUAAUGGGUGAUGGGUGGAAAGAUAGUAGACAAAGACCAUUGAUUAAUUUUUUAGUUUACUGUCCUAAAGGUAUAUCUUUCAUAAAAUCUGUUGAUACAUCUGAUGUUGAGACAAAUGCACAAAAUUUGUGUAAUUUAUUUGCUGAAAUUGUUGAAAUCGUUGGUCCAAGAAAUGCGGAUAUUGGUCAAAUGAAUGAUGUGAAAGCCAUAGUAUCACUUGCUUCAACUGUGACUGUAUUUGUGUAUAACCACAAGUACACUUUAAAUUGGUUGAGAAAGACAAAAGGGUGGAAGGAGAUUAUUCGUCCAGGAGAAACUAGAUUUGCAACUACUUUUAUUGCAUUAAAAAGUUUGCAUGAUCACAAAGAUAGUUUGCAAGCUCUAGUCACCAGUGGAGAUUACAAAAAGUUCUUGAAAAUAGACAAAGGAAAAGAGGUCAAGCAAAUUGUUUUGGAUGAAAAGUUUUGGAAUAAUUGUUUGAUUACAGUGAGGAUUAUGGGCCCACUUAUUCGUCUUUUGCGUGUUUGUGACAUUGAUGAAAGACCUUCUUUGGGUUAUGUCUAUGAGGGCAUGUAUAGGGCAAUUAAUGGCAUCAAGAAGCUCUUAAAAAACAAAGAGAGAUUCUACAAGCCUUAUACUGACAUAAUCAAUGAAAGAUGGGAUAGAAUGUUGAGAAAGAAUCUUCAUGCUGCUGCCUAUUAUUUGAAUCCUGCUUUUCAAUAUGAUCCCACAUUUUCUACCCAUCCAGAGAUCACAAAUGGUUUGUUUGAUUACAUAGAAUCAAAGAGAGUUGGUGGAAGCUCUUUGGUUGUGAUGCUCAAAAUUUACAAAAGCUUGCAAUUAGGAUUUUGGGUCAAACAGCUUCUUCUUCCGGAUGUGAACGAAAUUGGAGUGUUUUUGAGCGGAAAAUUGGGUUGUUACAAUGAGUCCAUUGAUAAGACAGAUUUUUGGGUGGUGGAAGAAACGCCAAUAGGAGAGCUUGAUUAUGAUGAGUUGGAAGAGGGGCUUGAAGAACUUCCAAUACCUCUGGAAAGUUCGAAUUUUCAACAAUUUGAAGCUGAUGGAGAUGAAGCUGAGCCCGAGGAUGUUAAUUUGGACUUAUUUCAACAUAGAAGUGUUCUUGUUGAUGAAGAUGAUUGGAUAUGA
This is a messenger RNA of Zingiber officinale, 1365 nucleotides long. RefSeq lists its product as uncharacterized. The coding region runs from base 1 to 1365 and encodes 454 amino acids. The record is from RefSeq and is a predicted model, not a curated record. The transcript is spliced from 5 exons. Lineage: Eukaryota; Viridiplantae; Streptophyta; Magnoliopsida; Zingiberales; Zingiberaceae.